AUGGCCGCGCCUUCCGAGUCGGACGUCUCGUUUACGGCUCACUUCCACGAUAUGCAGGCUCCCUUAAACCCUCGGGGGCAAUUUUUCACAUCUUCUGACUUCGUCCUACCGGAUGACUUCUCAGCUCAAUACCUCGCCGUGCCUGAGCUCGACCUGCCCUCCGAUCUCGACACAGCCUGGGGCUCAUCCCCUGAGGAGUUCCUGAGCCCCCACGAACCAACAGCUAGCUCGCCCAGCGCAGGCCCUUCAGACCAGACAUGCCGCUUCAAGUGCGCCUUUUGCUCGGCUAGCUUCCAGACCAAGCCGAAGCUCAACGUCCACGUCAAGAAACACACCAAGCCGCACAAGUGCCCCGUCGCAGGGUGCGGCUACGAGGCGGCCGAGAAGAAGAGCCUAGAGCGGCACAUCAUCAGCCGCGCCAAGUGGGACGCCGACCACGCGGGCGUCGGGCUCCAGGGGCUCCAGUACAGCUGCCGGGUCGACGCCGCGUGCACCUACUCCAGCAGCCGGGAGGACAACCGCAACCGGCACGAGAAACGAUGUCCGCGACGGGCGGUGGGGCGGUAG
This is a messenger RNA of Phaeoacremonium minimum UCRPA7, 567 nucleotides long. Its product is annotated as putative zinc finger protein nv- protein. The record is from RefSeq and is a predicted model, not a curated record. Bases 1 to 567 code for a protein of 188 amino acids. NCBI's taxonomy places the organism in Eukaryota, Fungi, Ascomycota, Sordariomycetes, Togniniales, Togniniaceae. The transcript has 2 exons.